Xyrauchen texanus (razorback sucker) is the source of this 3914-nucleotide messenger RNA. It is a transcript of the gene canx, whose product is annotated as calnexin. Bases 99 to 1916 code for a protein of 605 amino acids. The record is from RefSeq and is a predicted model, not a curated record. NCBI's taxonomy places the organism in Eukaryota, Metazoa, Chordata, Actinopteri, Cypriniformes, Catostomidae. Gene Ontology annotation, cellular component: endoplasmic reticulum; endoplasmic reticulum membrane. Gene Ontology annotation, molecular function: calcium ion binding. Gene Ontology annotation, biological process: protein folding. The transcript is spliced from 15 exons.
ACGUAAGAGGCGGGGCUUCAGUUUCGAGAUUCAUCGCGCAUAGUCACACGUGAUGCUCUAGAGUCACAGGCGUAGAGCUGAAUCAGUGCGCGGGGACUAUGGAGCUGAAGAUCCGUUUAUGUGUGGUGCUGUUCUCUCUGAGUGUGUGCCUCGCUCUCAUGGGUCAUGUGAGGGCACAGGAGGAGCCUGACGACAUGGAAAUGGAUGUGGAGGAUGCCACGGAUUUAGUACCGGAGGAAGAUGUUGAGGAAGAGGAACAGAAAGCCCCACCAACACCCACUGUCACGUAUAAAGCUCCAGAGCCAAUGGGAGAGCACUACUUUGCAGAGUCAUUUGAUAAAGGCACACUUCAAGGAUGGGUUUUGUCCCAGGCCAAGAAGGAUAGUAUCGAUGAGGAUAUUGCCAAGUAUGAUGGUAAAUGGGAGGUGGAAGAGAUGCAGAACACCAAACUCCCAGGUGAUAAAGGUCUUGUGCUGAAAUCCAAAGCCAAACAUCACGCCAUUUCUGCUCUCAUGCUGCGAUCUUUCACCUUUGACACCAAACCCCUCAUAGUCCAGUAUGAGGUGAACUUUCAGACUGGCAUCGACUGUGGCGGAGCCUAUGUUAAACUGCUGUCACAAAGCCCUGACCUCGAAUUGGAGCAGUUUGUGGAUAAGACUCCAUACAGCAUCAUGUUUGGGCCUGAUAAGUGUGGUGAGGAUUACAAACUGCACUUCAUCUUCAGACACAAGAACCCUAAAACAGGAGAGUUUGAGGAGAAACAUGCCAAGAAGCCCGACUCAGACCUUCGCACGUACUACACCGACAAGAAAACCCACCUCUACACACUGGUGCUAAACCCUGACAACAGUUUUGAGAUCCUGAUUGAUCAGACUGUGGUGAACAGUGGUAAUCUGUUGAAUGACAUGACUCCCCCCAUCAACCCACCCGCUGAGAUUGAAGAUCCAGACGACCACAAGCCCGAGGACUGGGACGAAAGACCCAAGAUCCAGGACCCAGAUGCUGUCAAACCCGAAGACUGGGAUGAAGACGCUCCUGCUAAGAUUCCUGAUGAAGACGCUGUGAAACCCGAUGGCUGGUUGGACGAUGAGCCAGAAUACAUCAGCGACCCUGACGCCAUCAAGCCAGAGGAUUGGGAUGAGGAUAUGGAUGGCGAGUGGGAGGCGCCUCAGAUCCCAAACCCUGCCUGUGAGACCGCCCCUGGCUGUGGUGCAUGGCAGAGACCAAUGAUUGACAACCCCAACUACAAGGGCAAGUGGAAGUCACCCAUGAUUGAUAACCCUAAUUAUCAGGGUGUGUGGAAGCCCAGGAAGAUUCCUAACCCAGACUUCUUUGAAGACCUCCACCCUUUCCGUAUGACUGCAUUCAGCGCCGUGGGUCUGGAGCUCUGGUCCAUGUCCUCUGAUAUUUACUUUGACAACUUCUUCAUCGCUUCUGAUCGUAAUGUGGCUGAUCAGUGGGCCACAGAUGGCUGGGGUCUGAAGAAAGCAGCAGAGGGAGCCGCUGAGCCCAGUGUGGUGAAUCGGAUGAUCACAGCUGCUGAAGAGAGACCCUGGCUCUGGAUCGUCUACGUUCUGACUGUGGCUGUACCUCUGGUCCUCAUCAUUGUCUUCUGUUGCACUGGAAAGAAGAGCUCAGCUUCCACAGCUACAGCAGCGGAGUACAAGAAGACAGAUGCUCCUCAACCAGACGUGAAGGAUGAAGCUGAGGAGGAGGAGGAGGAGGCGGAGGAGAAGCCUGAGGAAGAAGCCAAAGAUGAAGAACCAGAUGGAAAGAAGAGUGAAGAAGAGGAUUCUACAGGAGAUGGAGAGGAGGCAGCAGGGACUGAACACAACGACAACAAUAAAUCUAAUGAGAAAUCAGAGGAGGACAUUCUGAGAAGGUCUCCCAGAAAUAGAACUGUUAGAAAGGACUGAAGAACUUGAACUAGUUUCAUGUGCAGUUCCUCGCCUCAACCAUAUCCCAACAUCCCGCUCCUCCCAUACCUUCCCCACCCACGUUCCCUUCCUCCCCUGUUCUUCUGCUUCAUUUUCAAUACUGUGACAACGAAGUGAAACAGUCCACCGCACGACCAACAGCAACACGAACACCUCCUCAAACAGGGCUGAGGAUGUUGAUGGUUACCAUGGUGACGACGAUGAUUGAAUAGCAUAAUAACGUUCUCGUAACUAAACAGAAAUCUUUGUUACCAUACCUCGACAGUGCAUCUAGUAUAUCUUCCUUUUAAGCCGCCACACACAAUUUCAGACAGUGUUCCUGCACCCAAACCAUGGCGACACUAUGGCACACUAAAUAUUGUAAGGCAAACAGCUUUAUUUGUCUGUGUUUUGUAGGGAACACGUAAUAGAAUAACAAGAGAAGCCACGGAAAGAAACGAUUGUAAGAAAGACGGGCGAUUUGAUAUAUGUAUUCAUUAAAAACUCUAAAACGGGCCACAUGUCGCUUGAACGUACACUUGGAUUUUAAGUGUCAUAAAGUGAUUCAACCUCCAUUCCAUGUGGUCCAACUAUGACAUUUAAGGGAUAGUUUACCCAAAAAUGUAUUCAUGCUCAUGUAACUGCAAACCUUUAUGACUGUGGAACAGAAGAGGAGACAUUUAUAAGAAUAUUGACACUGAUAAAUGGCAACUGAUGCUGUCAGUCCCUAACAUUCCUCCUGACGUUUCCUUUUGCAUGUUCCACGGAAGAAAGAAAGUCAUCUGACUUUGGAACAACAUAAAGGUUAAUAAAUGACAGAAUUUCAAUUUUUGCAUCAACUAUCCCUUUAAUACAUCCAGAUAUGGCGCACGCGCUCAGCAAAGUGUCCAGGGAGAAUGCCAGGUAGAUUUGUAGGUUCUAGUGUGCUGCCUUAUUUGUAGGACACAAGAUUUGCUAAUAUUUUUUCUGUGAAUGUACUGUGAGUUUUGUCUAAUAUGUUUUCUUUUUUUGUUUGUUUGUUUGCUAUUCCAAUGGACUUUUUUCUAAAUCUGUAUAAACUUGUUUUCUGGUCUUGAACUGAAGUAGAUUCUAACCCGUCCAGCCCGAUAACGAUUCCAUAAUGGGACAAAAACUUGACAUUUCAGCAUGGUUGUUUUUUUUGUUCAAUGUCUAUUCAUCUGAGAAUAUUGUGGGCUUGGUUUACUCUAUUAAUCAUAUAUUUUGUGAUGUCAUACCCAUGUUUCCAAUACUUCCUGCAGUAGCAGCUUCCUCUUAUAGAACCAAUCACAUUCAGACCAUGUAACCAACUAAAUGACCAUUUCACAAUUCCAAUAUUAGAAGACUCUUUGUUUUCUGAGUGCCACUCGAAAUGUGGAAAGCAUGGUUGUGUGUCUAAAGCAAUCUGAAAUUUCAUGUGCCAUUUCAGAACUCUGCCCCUAAAUGCUUGACCCUAAAGAUCUAAAAAGGCACUAUUAGGGGCUUACUCUGAUUUAACUAACACAUGUAGUAUUGCUAGUGAAUUGUUUCUACUCUCAAAAUGGCAAACCGGACUCAUCUCUGUAUAUUCCAUCAAGACCGUCAGAUGAGAUGACAACGUGAGACUUUUGAAGAGUUGGGACUUUUAUAGGUAAUGAAGAUUAACUAAUAUAAAAAAAUGAAUAAAUCAACCACAACAUACAAGCCGAUACAUGUUGCUCUGCUGUAUUUUAAAGAGAUAGUUCAACCAAAAUGUGCAUUUCUGUCAUGAUUUACUCACCAUACCAAACCUGUAUGACGUACUUUAUUCAGUGGAACAAUAUGUUAGGUCGUUUAAGUUAGGAACAAAAUGAGGGUGAGUGAAUGAUUGCAGAAUUUUAUUUUUUGGGUGAACUGUCCCUUUAAGACCUUACUUUGCUUUCUCUAAUGUGCAAUCUUAAAUGUCUUUGCUGUACAUGUAUGUUUGGGCUGUCAAUUCCUCUUUUUUUAUCACAAAUGUAGGCGAAUAAACGUUUGAAUGGA